UCCAACUUGUAAUGACCCGGCCCCGGCCCCGGCCCGUUCAAUACAGGUUUGGAAACCCCGAAAACUCAAAACCAUUCACUGGAGAAAAGCGACCCCAAUCAAUAUCUUCUUCUUCUUCUUCUUCUCUAUUUAUAAAUUUUUGGAACCAUUCCGUUUUUCCGCAACAAGUUUAUUGAUUUCGCAAGUAAAAAUGUCCGCGAAAGUGCAUAUAUUUACGGGAUUAAACCUGGCCUCAGCGCCUGCUUCUUCGUUCCAGCCCUCUUCUUCGAGCUCUCACAGUCUAUGCAUGGUCAGGAAGCCCCUCACGACGUCGUUUUUUGGUCGUGGAGGAAAAGUUACAGGGAUAAGAAUUACUACUUUUAACCAAUCCUGCAGUAGACAAAGGGGAGGUUCACUUGCUGCUGGUAUGAACCUUUUUGACCGCUUUUCUAGGGUUGUCAAGUCAUAUGCAAAUGCAAUUAUAAGUUCCUUUGAAGAUCCGGAGAAAAUUCUAGAGCAAACAGUGAUUGAAAUGAAUGAUGACUUGACAAAGAUGCGUCAGGCCACAGCUCAAGUAUUGGCAUCUCAAAAGCAGUUGGAAAACAAGUAUAAGGCUGCACAAAAAGCUUCUGAAGAUUGGUACCGCAAGGCUCAAUUUGCUCUACAGAAAGGAGAAGAAGAUCUUGCACGGGAAGCCCUAAAGAGGCGUAAAUCUUAUGCUGAUAAUGCUAACACUUUGAAAGCUCAACUUGAUCAACAGAAAACUGUUGUUGAGAAUCUUGUCUCUAAUACACGGCUUUUGGAGAGUAAGAUACAGGAAGCAAGAUCAAAGAAAGAUACUCUGAAAGCACGUGCUCAGUCCGCGAAGACUGCAAGCAAAGUGAGCGAGAUGUUGGGGAACGUCAAUACAAGCAAUGCUCUUUCAGCUUUUGAAAAGAUGGAAGAGAAAGUUUUGGCAAUGGAAUCCCAAGCGGAAGCUCUUGGUCAAUUAACUACUGAUGAUCUUGAAGGGAAGUUUGCACUGUUAGAGGGCUCAUCAGUUGAUGACGAUCUAGCAAACCUGAAGAAAGAACUGUCUGGUAGCUCAAAGAAAGGAGAGCUUCCACCAGGAAGAACUGUCACUACCAGCACAAACAAGGCAUAUCCGUACCGAGAUGCUGAUAUUGAAAUGGAACUUAAUGAACUAAGGCAAAGGGCGAAGGAUUUCUAGACUUUAAGAUUUUGCCCAUAUUAACUUUCCUCUUUCAAGCUCAGCAUUGACUUUUAUUUUGCCAAAAGAUUUAACUUUGUACAGCUAAAGGCCAUACAUAUUAACAUUGUAUAGCUACAAGGCCAAGCUUAAAUCAAUUAUAGUGAUGUCUGGACGGCUAUGCAAUGGAACAGAGCUGCACGUUUAUAUGCGAUAAAACACCAUUGUUGUGUUCUAGAUGUAUGUAGGCUUAUCAUGAACAUUAUAUGCAGCAGAACCCUUGUUUUUUGGAUAAUGUGUGCCAUUUCCUAUUUUACA
Molecule: messenger RNA, 1486 nt
Organism: Juglans regia (Persian walnut)
Lineage: Eukaryota; Viridiplantae; Streptophyta; Magnoliopsida; Fagales; Juglandaceae
Product: membrane-associated 30 kDa protein, chloroplastic-like
Exons: 11
Coding region: 191-1189 (332 amino acids)
Biological process (GO): thylakoid membrane organization
Cellular component (GO): chloroplast
Source: RefSeq, a predicted model, not a curated record